AUGGAUUCGACACAACCGGAGAGCCCUGCUGGACAGACUACGAUUUUUGAAAGAAUCGAAAGGAUAAUGAGGGACGCGUUGGGUUACGUGCCUCCGAUUUCAUACUUGCCCUACAGGGAAGUUCCACGAGAACAAAGAUUAUUUACAUGGGAAACACCCGCAGUUGGUGCUUAUAGAAUCGGAAGAUUGGAGGAAGACGCAGAGAAUCUGAUACAGGCUAUGCGAUCGAAACAGUCCUUCUGCGCAAGCUGUAUAGUGGUCAGUCGAGACAUUACUCUUUUGUGCCGAAAUAUGGACGAAAACCCUGAAGCAGUUUGCACCUUUGUAUGGACUGUUGUUCUGGAAACCCUUUUGGAAGCGGUCGAAAAGGCUGCCAAUUUUGAACUGCGGGAAUUUACCCAGUCUCAUUCAGGAGCUACUGUUGGAAUGAUUGUAGAGCCUUUGGAUUACGUUUUCACCGAGAAAGGAAAACGUUUCGCCAGAAUGCGCUUCACGCCUCUUCAAACCAGCCUAGAGACGUCUCAGCUAGAAGAACUACUAUCCGUUGAUUUGCAAGAGGAACUCAGCGUUACUAUUGACGUUUUUGCAACAUCAGAAGAAGACUGCUUAUUCAAAAACAUACGAGCAGGCCCUAUCAACGUGAAUCCGGACUCUGAUGAAAGUAUAUUGUGGGCAAAAUCUAUGCUUCAUAGAUGUAGCAACGAGCAUCCGGGUUGUCCUAACGACAAACCUGUUCCACUGCCUACCCGCGUGGUCGAAAUAAUGGAGAAUGGAAAACUCAGGCUCGCUACUAAACAGCCUAAUGCCUUAUAUGCUACCUUGAGCUACUGUUGGGGUGGGCCGCAACGUUUCCAAACGACAAAAGAAACGCUAUCAGCGAAGAGCAAAAUGUUUGAUAUUGACGAGCUACCCAAAACGUUGCAAGAUGCUGUUCUAUUGACCCAUAAACUUGGAAUGCGUUACAUUUGGAUCGAUUCCUUAUGUAUCAUUCAAGAUGAUGAGGAAGACAAAUCGAAGGAAUUGGCUGAUAUGGCGAGGUAUUACAGUAUGGCGCAUGUCACUAUAUGUGCUGGCGAUAAGGACUGUACUACAGGUUUCCUUGCACCACAUAGUGGUUGUGAGGACCAUCCGGAAUCUGAUAUACCAAAGGAUCUGUUACGGCUACCUGUACUUCAUCUGUCUGAUGAAGAUUCCGUUGAAAUAACGACUUUGCUAUUCAGGCCCAAGAAUACCCACAUCCGGCGAGCAGACCCCAUAGAACGGCGAGCAUGGACCUUUCAAGAGCGUAUAUUAUCACCGCGCGUUCUUUUCUACGGAUUUGACCGCAGUCUUUGGCAGUGCACCUUCGAGAUCAAUGGAAAUGGAGGAAUUGAGGACUGGAAACGCCCUAAGCAGGACGUCAACCCUUCCGACAACUUCGAACCUUCCGGCAAUUUCGAUUAUCAAAAAAUUCGCGUGGCGUUGCUGCAAGGCCAACUUGCAGCAGAGGGCAAGGAAGUGAUCGAUCUCAGUCAGCUACGAAAGCUGUGGCACUACUCAGUCGAAGAAUACACCUGUCGCGCACUUACAAAUCAAAGCGACAAACUACCAGCAAUAUCAGCACUUGCGUCUCGGUUCGGCGAGAUCUUUCAGGAGCCAUCAUAUGCUGGCCUAUGGAUAAAUGAUCAAAAAGAUCUUAUCUCACAGCUUCAAUGGUCCACAUUUCCUCAACUGGGAUUCAUACCCUCGCACUCGGGCGCACCUUCUUGGUCUUGGGCGUCGGUCACAAAUAGAGUGACAUACUCUAGAGCACCGUCAAACCCCAUAGUCAACGAGGUCGAAUUACACCUUCGAUCAACUAAAACUGACGAACCCGAUGCUUUACGCAUCUACGCACCAAUCAUCACGUUUGAGGGAAUCACGUUUGAGGGAGGAGGAAAAAAAGUGAUAGAGCUUUUACUGCGGAAGGAAUAUGUUUUUCCUCGGUCCAGCACGUCAGACAUAUCAACUUUUGUCGACAAUCUUGCUCAUGAAAAUCAAUCCUUAGGCAGUCCGACCAUACCGUCAAACAAAGACUGGACCGUGCCACCAGGAAGCGCCCUUUUGAUUCUUGCGGUAGCACUUAAGGAAGACCGCAAUAGAAUAGUUGAUAAGUUUCAAGCAAAUGAGGUAAACCUUUGCGGGCUUGUUAUUGCUCCAGUGGGCGAGGAAACGGUUGCUGUACAACAGGAAGUCGAAGGAAUGGGGCAGGAAAGGGAGAAGAAAUGGCAGCGCGUAGGCCAGUUCAGUGAGAUCGAUGGAGCACGAAUGCCUGGGGCAGUUCGCUAUGUAAUGGAUAAGUCAAAUAAAGAGUGGGUGUACAUAGUAUAGAUGUUAUUCCUACGAGUACGGUUGGCGAACGUCUUAGUUAUUCAUAGCGAGGAUAUAUUGUAAUUUGUAUAUGUAUAUGUAAGAAUCAACCAAAGUGCUUUCAUUUCAUCAACAAGUUGAACAUUUGCACGGUUAAUACCACUGACUGUAUCAGUGUAUACUGUAAACUGUAAACUGCAAAUCAAGGGAGCAGAGUGA
This is a messenger RNA of Aaosphaeria arxii CBS 175.79, 2547 nucleotides long. RefSeq names its product HET-domain-containing protein. The transcript has 3 exons. The record is from RefSeq and is a predicted model, not a curated record. The coding region runs from base 1 to 2349 and encodes 782 amino acids. Lineage: Eukaryota; Fungi; Ascomycota; Dothideomycetes; Pleosporales.